Lytechinus pictus (painted urchin) is the source of this 3407-nucleotide messenger RNA. RefSeq lists its product as uncharacterized. Bases 742 to 2556 code for a protein of 604 amino acids. NCBI's taxonomy places the organism in Eukaryota, Metazoa, Echinodermata, Echinoidea, Temnopleuroida, Toxopneustidae. Gene Ontology annotation, molecular function: zinc ion binding. The record is from RefSeq and is a predicted model, not a curated record. The transcript has 2 exons.
CCUAAGUGUUUAUUCCACCUGUUACUAGAACCUGGGACCUAAACAAAAGAACCUGCAAGAGCUGAAUACAAUAUAGCCCUUUCUAUUUAAAGUAAUUAAAUACAUAUGUUUUCAUUACACAACUCAAUCGAUUAUAUUGCCAUCACAAGACCAAAAUGAGUAAUUUAUCAUUACCUUUUUAAUUUAGAUGAUCUACUCUAUUUAAACAGAACUUUCAGGCUUACACCAUUAAACAUUUUUUCCUGUUAACAUUUUCUAUGUUAAAUAAACAAAUUUUAGAAUUUGGCUUUAGUGCGAGAAAAAAAAUUGCUUGCAUGCAUGCAUGCAUGGCGGGCAUGGUGGUGAGCUUCUGCUAAAGAAAAUCGUCUAUUUCAUACAUUUCUUUACUGAUAAACAACGUACCAUGCAUGUUGUAAUCUAGUUUCUUUUCAUUAUCAUUAUAUUCAUGAAAUGCAGCAGUGUCUUUCGUUUAUUUCUUUGUUCAUGGCAUUACUUUUUCAAUUUUUUUUUCAAGUAUAUCGAUUCAGUUUUGGGUGUACAGUGACUCUACACGUUCUCUCGGUAGCUCUCUCUCUCUCUCUCUCUCUCUUGUUUGCUGUUUUCCCCAUAACAGUGAAUAAAACAAUAUUAUCUAAUAAAUGUAUAUUAUAUUUUUCCAAAUGCUUCUCGCCCUCAAUCCUACUUUUUGUAUGCCCUUUCUUUACAGCCCCCAACCUUGAAUCCCUUUAAAUUCUUUUCACGAUGGCGUCUGAAUUCAGCUCAGUAGUAGAGGGCACUGCUUGCGAAGAAGCCGACUGUGAAUCGAUUACUGACGUCACGUUCUACGUGAAGGAGAAGAAGAAGCUCUGUCAUGACUGCGCCUUGAAAAAAGAAUGCAUCGGAAUAGUACGAAGAGGUGUACCUAAUCUAUUAUGUAAGGAACAUGACGAAUUAAUACGUUUGUACUGCAGAACACGUAACGUAGCAAUAUGUUAUUCAUGUGCAUCGAUAGAUCAUCGCCAAAAACAGUGCGUUCAAGAGGAUAUCAUGAUCGCACUGAAGAAAAAUAGAGAAGAUCUCAGCAUCCUAAAGAAUAUGGCGAUUGAUAAAUCAGAGCAAUGUCGCGUCUAUGAGAAUGAGAUUCAUAAGACCAAACAAGCCAAAGACGAACAUCUGCAAAAUAUUCAGAAUGACGUUGAUUCCAAAAUCGAAAACGCAAUCGAAAGAGACAGAGCGAGGGAAAAGGAAGAUGCUGAUGAAAUCAACAAGAAGAUUGAUGGGGAAAAUGAACAACUUCAAAAGGAGAUUCGAAAGCUCCAGGAUAAGAUUCAAGAAAACAAUGAGAAGAGAGAGAAGCUACAUAAAGAAAAUCGUUCCAACGCAGUGAAAAGACGAAAACCGAUAAAUAAUAAACAGCGCGAUCUUCAUGCUGACAUUCAGAACAUCGCUCAAGAGAUCGAGAGAAAGAUUAGAGAGCUUGAGAAAUCAUGGCAAGACGUCACCAAAUCAGCAGAGAAAGCAAAAGAGACACUGGACAGAAUUCUUGAAGACGAUACGAAUAUUGUCAUAGAUGGACAUCGUGUGCAUGCAUCAGUGAGUGAGGACCUAAAGAAGCAACUGAAUGAGGGUGAGGUGAAAGAAAUAAAUCGUGUUGUAUCAGGUGUGAGGUUUGUCAAGGGAGUUGGGAGAGAGAAGUAUGAUGGACGAAUUGAUGGGUAUGAUGGGGAGUGGAAGCUCGUUGAUACAAUCAAUGUCAGAGAUAGAAUCAUGUACCCUUGGAUUGUUGGAUGUAUAGAUGAAGAUAAGGUAAUAAUCACAGAUUGGAAAAUUUGUGGAACACAUACGUACAUGUUAGAUUUGAACAGUAAAACCACACAGAGAGUGAUCAACGGUAGUGAUACAUCAUUCAUAAUCUCAUGUGCAGCGCUGAAUGAUGACAAGAUAGUAUGUGGUAGAUACAUCAAAGGUUGUACAGGAGACAGUCUACCUGGGUACAUCAGUGUAUACGACAGGCAGUGGAAUCACAUCAAUGACGUCACAAUACCAAGAAACACGACGCGUACUGUUGCAGGGGUGCGCGUUGCAAUCGAUCAGGAUGGGAUGAUAAUCGCUGCUGAAUCGGGUCAGUCUAUGAUAUACGUCAUCAACCCAGCUAAUGAUGAGAUUGUCAGUACCAUCACGUGUAAAGAGAAGAUAGUAAUGCGUGAUGUGCUGUCACCAGGUCACAUCAUCGCUCUACCCUCACUAUUAGAUCACAGAGCGCUCAUCCUUGAAAGAGAGGGUGAUCAUAGGGAAAUCCCCCACAGUGAUGUCAUCUUGAAUGUGUGUGUUGAUCGUAUGACAGACGACCUCUACGUCGUGACAUCAGAUGAUGAUAACACGAAGUGUGUGAUUGAUCAGGUGAUGAGUGAGGGUAAUAUGAAGAAGAGAAGAGUAGCAUCAUUCCCUUUAUCAACUAGACUGGGGAAUAGAUUCAAUCAUCUUGUCGCAUCUCGAGUGAUGAUGACGUCAUCGGGGAAUAUAAUUGCAUCUGAUGGAUAUAAUGUUCUCAUAUUCAAAAAGCGAUUCAUCCUCUAGAUCCAUGACAGAUGAUAAUACCGAACAAACAAAUGAUAUUGGGAAUGUUACUACAUCUUACCAUUAUAUGCUUUCAAAUUGAAAAGAAAAAAAAGAUGAAAACGCAUGAUUCAUUGUAAUUCCUGGUUUCUUUGUGGGUAAGCUUCAUAGUCAUAUUGGAAACCUAUCAGGGAUAUGCUCUUUUAUUGUAUACGUUGUGUCAGAAUAUUUUAUACCAGACUAUACGCCGUUGCUUUCUUGGCGUGAGUAAACAUAAAUAUUACUUAUGUCUGCAUAGCAGCUCUUUAUUACUAUACCCGUGUAUAUUUCAUUUGAGUUCAGUUCCAUAUGUAAUACUGAACAUUUAAAAUGUUCCCCAAUUUUAUGUAAUCAUGCCGUUAAAAAUAUCCUUCUAAUAGUCCAUCACGUGUAUUAUAGCUACCAAUGUCUUAUCAUUCUAAUGAAUCAGUAAUUGUUUCUCUAAAUGAAUGUUCAGUGGUAUCUUGAUUCAGUAAUGAAAAUUAAAAUUACAAGAAGCGCUAUACCCCUUUAUACAUUGAAAUUGUGUACUUUUGACUCCUUUGAAAACGCGUUAUAUUAAACCAUAUAUUGUUAUCAUAAUAAUGUUGCGAUUUUAGAGAGGAUCGUGGUCACGUUCGCUAUAUCUCGAUGCGCAUUACAUCUAAACAUUGCUUGCUUGUUUGUAUAUUUUCACUUUCAACAUCAGAUCAUCAUAAAUCAACAAAUAUUUUGAUGUGGCUACAUAUGAAACAGCCCCUGGAAUGAUCUCGAUCAUGACAUGAUUAUAAUUACCUGGAUUUACCGAGAGAGGGGGCUGUUACAAUGAUUACGAUACAUUUUGGUAAAUUGCA